Molecule: messenger RNA, 3111 nt
Organism: Peniophora sp. CBMAI 1063
Lineage: Eukaryota; Fungi; Basidiomycota; Agaricomycetes; Russulales; Peniophoraceae
Source: the annotation of a GenBank genome assembly
AUGUCGUCCCAGCCUACGACUAUGCGUCAGACUAUGGCCUCGGAUGACAACUCGCGUAAAGGCUUCGGCGAACUCUGGGAUGAGGCGCUACAGCGUUACAAGAAGGAAACUAAACAAGACCUGCUCUCGCUUCCAUUCGCAAAGGACUUUCCAUCUCGUCCCAGCAACGCCAGCAAGGUUUUGGAGCAUUUCAAGAAGCGGGACGAGUCGUUCAAGACCUUUCGCGACCUAGGGCACAAGGUUCUGAGUGUGUUGGAGAGUAUCGUGCACUUCGUGCAUCUCUUCAUCGAUUCAGGCGCCGAAGCCGCUGCGGCUUCCAACGUCGUUCCCGGGGGAAAGGCCAUUUUCGUCGCUGUCGGCGCGAUGCUCCAGGCCACGCAGGGUGUCAGUCGAUUAUACGAUGCUGUCGAGACUCUCCUACAGAAAGUCACGGACUAUCUUGAGCGUGUCUCGAUUCAUCUUGAACCGCUGACGCCGCCGAGCCCCGCACUCAUGGACAUCCUCAUUGAUACGCUCGUCCACAUUUUGACCACCUUGGCCCUCGCGACGAGGUAUUGCAACUCUGUGAUUGCUAGUGAUUCGCGUGCGAAGAAUGUUGCGAGGGCUGUGUUCCGACGCGGGAAGGACUACUUCCGCGUGCUGGUGGAUAAGACGGGAGUUCAGGAUACCCUUGACAAGCUAGAAGCACUGACGGAAAAGGAACGGCUGCUGACUGCUGUCAGUUCUUAUGCCGCCAUUCGAGAAGUUCAGCCGCAAGUCAAACUGAUAUAUGACGAAGCAGCGCUCAGCGCCCUUCGUUCUUGGCUCCGCCCACCGGACCCGAAGCCAGCGAACUACGACAACAAGAGCAGACCCGGUAGUUGUCAGUGGUUCAUCGACAGUCAGCAGUUCAAGCAGUGGAAAGCCAGCAAGGAUGAUGUUUACUGGGUCUACGGCAAUGCUGGGGCUGGAAAGAGUGUAUUAUGCUCGGCGGCUAUCGACUCACUCAGGGAGGACCCCACACUGCUACUAGCUUACUUUUACGUCGAUUACAGCACACUCGAGCAACGUGAAGGCUGGUCGGGACUUGUAUCUUCCUUGAUCUUUCAGAUAGGAACUGGACCUAAAGCUUGUUUCGAUUACAUCGAGGCGAAACGGAGAUCCGAUCCAUCUCCUCGCGAUCGCCCGCCCUACCUCAAUCUCCUCGAGAUGCUCUCCGACUUGCUGCCCAUAUCUGGUCGUACGGUUCUUGUCCUUGACGCCCUCGACGAACUUCCUGAAUCUACGCGGCGAAACUACUUAUUCCCUUUCCUUGAGAGGCUUCGCCUCGACUCGAGUAAGGCCAAAGUCCGCUGGCUUAUCACAAGCCGCCCUGAGUCUGACAUACGGGAUCAUUUCACGUCUUCUCCAACCCGCUUUGCUACGUACAGCCUUGAUUUGGAUGGCGCUUCGCAACAUGAGAUAGAAUUGAAUGCCUACGUGGCGAAUCACCUUUCUCGUUUACACUUGAGUCGUUGGCCGGCCGUCAGAGCGAAGGCGGAAUCAAUACUGGUCGAGAGAGCCAACGGGAUGUUCUUAUGGGUAGAUCUCCAGCUCCCUCGCCUCAGAAGCUGCGUGAAUGAGAUCGAAGUGGAGGACACCUUGCAGGCGCUUCCCAUGGGCCUUCAUGAUACAUAUAACCGCAUCCUUGAAAACAUUGAUCAUUCCGUGAACUCGAUACAACGUGUUCGCCGCUUGUUGGAAUGCAUAGCUUCAGCAAAACGUCUGCUGUCCUUGAUCGAGGCCAUAGAGAUUUGUUCCAUCGAUUUCGGCUCUGCGAUACCUCAGCCGUCUAGUGCGGCCAUCACGACCGGCGAUGAGGGCUCUGAAGGAUUGAUUCGCAGCCUAUGCCCUGGCCUUCUUGACAUCGUCACUACAGACGAAGGACAACCAACAGUGCAAUUCAUUCAUUUUUCAGUUCAUGAAUAUCUUCUGUCUUCAGAACUGCGAGAGUCCAGCUCGCGUGCGCAUCUGUAUAGCAUUACAGAGCACUCUGCGAACCUUGCACUGUCCAAGAUAUGCCUUUCAGUUCUCGUUAUGGAUGACCCAAUUACAGUAUUACGAGCCUAUGCAGAUGACUACUGGGAAGAGCACGUGUCUCCCAGCAACGAAGACGAUCUCGGCAAUUUCCUCGACGCCUUCCUUCAGAUGGAAUCUCUAUCUUUCGCCCGUUGGGCUAGCUCCAGUUCGCCGUUGAAUAGGGACGACACCGCUUUCCAUUGCGCUGCUAGGCUGAACUUAUGCCGUCAUGCAGAAAAGAUGCUGGCACAGUCUUCGGGCAACUCAUCUACACACACCAAAUCUCUCCUUACAAUUCCUGGUCAGUACGGUGGGUCUGCGCUGCAUCGAGCGGCGUUGGAGGGACGUAUCGAGAUGUGCCGCCUGUUGCUCGGCCACGGGGCCCUCAUCGACAGCACCGACAGUUCGGGAGACACUCCUGUGCACGAUGCCGCAAGAAGAGGACACUCGGAUGUCGUCCGUAUGCUUUUUGAACACUCCGCAGCGGAUGGGGCAGAUCCCACCGUUCGAUGUCGUGCACGCAAUGAGGACGGGCAGACCCCGUUGCAUCAUGCCGCACAUCGGGGACAUGCCGAUGUUUGUCGCCUGUUGCUUAGCUACGGAGCCCUCGUCGACGACACCGACAAAUACGGAGACACACCUGUGCAUGAAGCCACAAGAGGAGGAAACUCAGAUAUCGUCCGUGCACUUUUGGAACACCACGCAGAGGAUGAGACAGAUCCCACCGUUCGAUGUCGUGCCCGCAAUAACCAAGGGAAGACCCCGUUGCACAAGGCCGCACGUUGGGGACAUGCCGACGUUUGUCGCCUGUUGCUCAGCCACGGAGCGCUCAUUGACAACAUCGACAAAUACGGAGACACACCUGUGCACGACGCCGCGACGGAGGGGUACCUGGACGUAGCUCGUCUACUUUUGGAACAUCGCGCGAAGAAUACGCCACAAACCCUGCCAUCCGCACGGAGGCUCAGGGAGAACUUGCGCGAGCAUGCCGAGGCGGACUCCGAAGGGCCGUGGGGCGCCAUUCUCGAGGACUUCGCGUCUCAGCUCGAGGACCCAACAGAUGGGUCAGACUGA